This is a messenger RNA of Siniperca chuatsi (mandarin fish), 3447 nucleotides long. RefSeq names its product VPS16 core subunit of CORVET and HOPS complexes (gene vps16). The record is from RefSeq and is a predicted model, not a curated record. Gene Ontology annotation, cellular component: lysosomal membrane; endosome; HOPS complex. The coding region runs from base 237 to 2741 and encodes 834 amino acids. NCBI's taxonomy places the organism in Eukaryota, Metazoa, Chordata, Actinopteri, Centrarchiformes, Sinipercidae. Gene Ontology annotation, molecular function: actin binding. The transcript is spliced from 24 exons. Gene Ontology annotation, biological process: vacuole fusion, non-autophagic; endosomal transport; intracellular protein transport.
AGAAGAAGAAGAAGAAGAAACAGCAGCAGCAGCAGCAGAAGAAGAAGAAGAAAAAACAGAAACAGAAACCACCAGCAGGAGGCGACUGUGACUGCUGUCCAUUUUUCUGUAGAAGAAGAAGCUGCAGUUGUUGUGGAAGUGAUCAGCUGACUUAUUUAAAGCUAAAGCUAAAGCUAACAGUGAAUCAUCAUCAUCAUCAACCUGAGGACGUUUCCAUCUCCCCGGAGGGAAACAACAUGGCGUUCAUCACGGCCAACUGGAACCCGCUGGGAGAAGCUUUUUAUCGUAAAACAGAGCUGUAUGAGAUGUGUUGGACCUUGAAGGACGGACUCAGAGACUCUCUGGUGGCUGCAGCUCCGUACGGAGGACCAAUAGCUCUCCUCAGAGAACCUCACAGACGUUCUCCCAGUUCUCGUCCUCAGUUGGAGAUUUAUUCUGCGUCUGGAGUCGCCAUCACCAGCUUCCCGUGGAAGAGUGGUCCUGUGGUCCACUUGGGUUGGACAGUCAGUGAUGAGCUGUUGUGUAUUCAGGAGGACGGCUCAGUUCUGAUCUACGAUCUGUUCGGAUCCUUCAAGAGACACUUCAGUAUGGGACAGGAAGUGGUCCAGAGUCAGGUGUUAGAAGCCAAAGUGUUCCACUCUCCUUAUGGAACAGGCAUUGCCAUAGUAACAGGCUCCUCCCGCUUCACCUUGGCAACCAACAUCGAUGACCUGAAGCUCCGGAGGUUACCUGAAGUCCCAGGUCUGCAGGGGAAGCCAUCCUGCUGGGUCGUCCUUACUCAGGACAGACAGACCAAAGUCCUGCUGUCCAACGGACCUGAAGUCUACAUCCUGGACAACACGUCCUGUACUGCUGUGUGUCCUCCAGGUCUUGGUCCUCAGGCCGGCAGUAUUGUCCACAUGUCCGUGUCUUUCAGCUAUAAAUACCUGGCUCUCUUCACUGACACCGGACACCUGUGGACAGGCCCCUCCCACCUCCAGGACAAACUGAGUGAAGUCGACACCAAAAAGUCGACGCCUCCCAAACAGAUGGUCUGGUGUCGCAGACCGAAGAGUCAGCAGCCGUCUGUGGUGUUGAUGUGGGACAGCCUGCUUAUGGUGGCCGGAGUCUGUAAUGACACCAUCCAGUUCCCCAUAGAGGAUCAGUGUGUUUUGGUCGGAGAGCUGGACGGAGUUCGGAUCAUCAGCUCAACCAAUCAGGAGCUGCUUCAGGAAGUUCCUCUGGUCUGUCAGGACAUCUUCAAGAUCGCUUCCAUGGCUCCUGGAGCUCUGCUGCUGGAGGCCCACAGGGAGUACGAGAAGUCGAGUCAGAAGGCCGAUGAGUACCUGAGGGAGAUCAAGGAGCAGAGCAUGCUGGGAGAAGCAGUCAGACAGUGUGUGGAGGCGGCGGGACACGAAUACGACACCAACACCCAGAAAUCCCUCCUGAGGGCGGCCUCGUUCGGGAAGUGCUUUCUGACCGACUUCAGUCCGGAUCCGUUCGUGUCGACCUGCAGAGAGCUCAGAGUGCUGAACGCUGUGAGAGAGAGCGGCGUGGGGCUGCCGCUCACACACACGCAAUUCAAACAGAUGACUCUACAGGUGCUGAUCGACAGGUUGGUGUAUCGACAGUUUUAUCCGUUAGCGAUCGAAAUCUGUCGUUACCUGAAGAUUCCAGACUAUCAGGGCGUCAGCAGAGUCCUCAAACACUGGGCUUCCUGCAAGGUGCAGCAGAAGGACCUAUCGGACGAGGCCAUAGCCCGAGCGGUGUGUGUGAAGGUGGGGGACUCACCUGGUGUUUCUUACUCGCACAUCGCAGCUAAAGCUUACGAAUGUGGACGCACUGAGCUCGCCAUCAAGUUGUUGGAUUUCGAGGCUCGGUCUGGAGAACAGGUUCCUCUGCUGCUGAAGAUGAAGAGGAGUCAGUUGGCCCUCAGUAAAGCUGUGGAGAGUGGAGACACUGACCUGGUUUACACAGUGGUGAGUUACCUGAAGAAUGAGAUGAACCGAGGGGAUUUCUUUAUGACUCUGAGGAACCAACCGAUCGCACUCAGCCUCUACAGACAGUUUUGUAAGCUGCAGGAACAGGAGACUCUGAAGGACCUUUAUAACCAGGACGACGAUCACCAGGAACUGGCCAACUACUAUGUUACUGCCAGUUACAGAGAAAAGAGGUUAGACAGCCGUCUGUCUCUCCUGCAGAGCGCUGUAGACGAAUACAACAAGGCCAAGAACGAGUUCGCUGCAAAGGCCACAGAGGACGAGAUGCGUCUCCUUCGUGUCCAACGAAAACUGGACGACGAGAAAGGGGCGGGGCUACUUGGACUGUCUCUACAGGCGACCAUGGAGGCUCUGCUGGCUUUAGGACUCCACAAACAAGCAGAACAACUUUACAGAGACUUCAGAGUACCUGACAAAAGAUAUUGGUGGUUAAAACUGAAGUCUCUGGCAGAGAAGGAAGAGUGGGAGGAGUUAGAGAAGUUCUCAAAGAGCAAGAAGUCUCCUAUUGGUUACCUGGCGUUUGUUGAAGUUUGCAUGAAGAGUAACAACAAGUACGAAGCCAAGAAGUACGUUUCCAAGGUAACACCUGAGCAGAAGGUCAAAGCUCACCUGGCCGUCAGUGAUCUUGAGGGGGCGGCAGAUGCUGCGAUCGAACGCAAGAACGAAUCAGAGAUGGGGGCGGUCCUCUCCAGGUGCUCCACCUCCGACCACCUGUUGAUUGACAGGUUGAACCGAGCCAGAGCCUCCGCUGCCAAAAAGUGAUCCGCAGUUUACUUGCUGAUUGAAACUCAGAGCAGGUGUUACCAUAGCGACCAGAGCAGGAGCUGUAUCUUCUUCAUGUUUAAUGUCAAAACUAACACAUCUGAUCAUAUUAUUGAUCUGUGGUGAUAAAUGAUGAUUGAUUAUUGAUCCCCAGCUUCUUCUGUGUUUCUGUCUGAACUCGGAAUAAAAACCCUCCAGUCCUUCAGUAACUGAACUCCCCCAUCCCUGUCUGCCCCCCACGUUGCUUCAGGUCCAGUUAAACCCCUCCCCCAAACAGUGAUUGUCCAAUCAGAGCUCAGUAUGUCAGGAACCAGUGGCGGCAGCGGUCAUGGAGCAGAGAUACUCGGUAUAAAGCUAAAGACUCGGCGCAGGUUGUCCCUGUGGUUCAGGGGGUUAAAACUUUGACCAUGAACGUAACGUCCCCGGUUCGAGUCCCUCGUGUCAUCUCGCUACUACUUCGCUAUCUAAAAAAGGCACAAAAUGUCCAAAAAACAAUAGUAACAGAAGAUAAAAUAACAAUAAUAAGAACAGAAGCUUCUGAAAUGUUUCCUGUUGACAAUGAAAGCGUGAAACGGCGUUACUGAAGUUCCUGUUCAUGUCAGCUUUAUUCGACUGUUUGCUGAUGACUUUCCGUUUGCUGAACUGCGAUUAUUUUCUGUACAAACGCACCUUUUCCUGCUGCUGUUAUUAAAAGCUUUCCACCUGA